Trichoderma breve is the source of this 1056-nucleotide messenger RNA. Its product is annotated as SPFH domain / band 7 family domain-containing protein. The transcript has 3 exons. The coding region runs from base 1 to 1056 and encodes 351 amino acids. Gene Ontology annotation, cellular component: plasma membrane. NCBI's taxonomy places the organism in Eukaryota, Fungi, Ascomycota, Sordariomycetes, Hypocreales, Hypocreaceae. The record is from RefSeq and is a predicted model, not a curated record.
AUGUCUGCUGUCAACGGCGCUGGCCACAGCAGCACCUCCAAGGCCACUGAUCAAGAUGGCUCCUCGGUCCCCGGCUUCCAACCCCAGAACAAGAUGACGGUCCAGCCGCCUAGGGGAGAAGACCUCCAGGUCAGCUAUGCCGCUGAAAUUGGAGGCGAGGCCAAUCCCAAGGGCUGGUAUGGCAGCAUGAUUAACAAUCUUGGCGCGUGUAUUGGAACAUGUGGUGCAAUUCCCUGCUGCGUCAUCUGCCCCAACCCUUAUAAGCACGUCAACCAAGGCCAUGUUGGUCUCGUCACCAAGUUCGGUCGUUUCUACAAGGCUGUCGACCCCGGCCUGAUCAAGGUCAACCCGCUCAGCGAGAGACUCAUUCAGGUCGAUGUCAAGAUUCAGAUCGCAGAGGUGCCUGAGCAAACCUGCAUGACCAAGGACAAUGUCACUCUGCGCCUGACCUCUGUCAUCUACUAUCACAUUGUGUCUCCUCACAAGGCCGCUUUUGGUAUUUCCAACGUCCGCCAGGCUCUGGUUGAGCGUACUCAAACUACUCUCCGUCACGUUGUGGGAGCUCGUGUGCUCCAGGACGUGAUUGAGCGUCGUGAGGAGAUUGCUCAGUCUAUCGGGGAAAUCAUUGAGGAUGUUGCCGCUGGCUGGGGUGUCCAAGUCGAGAGCAUGCUCAUCAAGGAUAUCCUCUUCAGCCAAGAUCUGCAAGAUUCGCUCUCGAUGGCUGCCCAGAGCAAGCGGAUUGGUGAGAGCAAGAUCAUCGCCGCAAAGGCCGAGGUCGAAUCAGCCAAAUUGAUGCGCCAAGCCGCCGAUAUCUUGAGCUCCGCUCCUGCUAUGCAGAUCCGCUACCUCGAGGCCAUGCAAGCCAUGGCCAAGUCCGCCAACAGCAAGGUCAUUUUCCUUCCAGGAAGCAGUCAGCCUCUCAGCGGAGCCGCAAUGAAUGCUGCUCUGGGCGACUUUGCCCAGUCCGGUGAAGGCAGCACUGCCGCCAACACACGCGAUUUUGGAGGUCAGGAUUUCCAACAGGCCAUGAACGCUCGUGUCGUGGAAAACUUUUAG